Molecule: messenger RNA, 1602 nt
Organism: Sordaria macrospora k-hell
Lineage: Eukaryota; Fungi; Ascomycota; Sordariomycetes; Sordariales; Sordariaceae
Source: RefSeq, a predicted model, not a curated record
AUGUCCAAGAUCUUCACCCAGGCCGAUGUCUCGUCGCACAACAAGCCAGACUCGCUCUGGAUUGUCGUUGAUGGCGACGUCUACGAUGUCACCAAGUUCGCUGAUGACCAUCCCGGCGGCAAGAAGAUCCUCCAGAGAGUUGGUGGCAAGGACGCCUCCAAGCAGUUCUGGAAGUACCACAACGAGGGCAUCCUCAAGAAGUAUCAGGGCAAGCUCCAGAUUGGCUCUCUAGACACCAAGCCCAAGGCCGCUGCUCCCGCUCCCGCUGCUGCUCCCGCCCCUGCUCCCAAGGCCGCCCCCAAGCCCAAGGCUGCUGCUGCCGCUGCUUCUUCUUCCCAUGAAGAGACCGAGGCUCUCGAGCCCUUCGGCCAGCUUAUCCCCUUCGCUGACCCCAGCUGGUACCAGAGCUACCACUCCCCUUACUACAACGAGACUCACGCCGCCCUCCGUGCCGAGAUCCGCGAGUGGGUCGAGACCGCCAUCGACCCCUAUGUCACCGAGUGGGAUGAGAAGAAGGAGGUUCCCGCCGAGAUCUACAAGGAGAUGGGCAAGCGCGGCUACCUCGCCGGUCUGCUUGGCACCAAGUACCAGAGCAACUAUGUCGAGAACCCCAUCAAGUCGGUCCCCGCCGAGAAGUGGGAUCUCUUCCACGAGAUGCUCCUGACCGACGAGCUGUCCCGCACCGGCUCCGGCGGUUUCGUCUGGAACUUCGGCAAGAAGCCUCUCGUCGACCGCAUCCUGCCCGGCAUCCUCAACGGUGACAAGCGCAUCUGCCUUGCCAUCACCGAGCCCGACGCCGGCUCCGAUGUCGCCAACCUCACCUGCGAGGCCAAGCUCAGCGAGGACGGCAAGCACUACAUUGUCAACGGCGAGAAGAAGUGGAUCACCAACGGUAUCUGGUCCGACUACUUCACCACGGCCGUGCGCACCGGCGGGCCCGGCAUGAACGGUGUCUCGCUCCUGCUCAUCGAGCGCGACUUCCCCGGAGUGUCGACCCGCCGCAUGGACUGCCAGGGCGUCUGGUCCUCGGGCACCACCUACAUCACCUUUGAGGACGUCAAGGUUCCCGUGGAGAACCUGAUCGGCAAGGAGAACCAGGGCUUCCGCGUCAUCAUGACCAACUUCAACCACGAGCGCAUCGGCAUCAUCAUCCAGUGCCUGCGCUUCUCGCGCGUCUGCUACGAGGAGUCGGUCAAGUACGCCAACAAGCGCCGCACCUUUGGCAAGAAGCUGAUCGAGCACCCCGUCAUCCGCCUCAAGCUCGCCCACAUGGCCCGCCAGAUCGAGGCCUCCUACAACUGGCUCGAGAACCUCAUCUACCAGUGCGAGAAGAUGGGCGAGACCGAGGCCAUGCUCCGCCUCGGCGGCGCCAUCGCCUCCCUCAAGGCCCAGGCCACCGUCACCUUCGAGUUCUGCGCCCGCGAGGCGUCCCAGAUCUUCGGCGGCCUGUCCUACUCCCGCGGCGGCCAGGGCGGCAAGGUCGAGAGGCUGUACCGUGAUGUCAGGGCUUAUGCCAUCCCCGGUGGCUCCGAGGAGAUCAUGCUUGAUCUCAGCAUAAGGCAGAGCUUGCGCGUUGCCAAGAUGACUGGUAUGAAGCUUUAA